CAGCAAACAGGGCCGCUCAGUAUCGCUAUGAGAUUAUCGAUGUAACUCAAAGGUUAUAAACAUAUUAAUAAUGUUACCUUCGACGAGUCAGGCUUGUGUGCAGUUCCAACCGUCAGCAGUGAUGGUUGGAAAAACUGCGAGGCAGCCAUUAGGUGACGUCAUGGUGAACAACAAGUUGAGACAGAUUCAAGAAGGAAAAGUCCUGUCCAAAUUUAAAUCCCGUUCCAGAAUCCCAUUGAGAAAGUAUGUUGCAGAAAACAAACCCCAUAUUGGGGCAAAGAAACUACCUAAUGGACGAACAAAAAUGGCAAAACGCCUUAAGAAAUCGCUGUCGUCUUUAUCCCCAAUUAAGGAAAAGAACGAAGUGCAACUGGAGUCCCUUGUUAAGCUGAGCGAUUUAGUAGACGAAUGUUGCAAUGCAGCGCCAUCAAUAUCUACAAAUGACCCAUUUCAGUUUCCAGAAUAUCUCGAUGACAUUUACAAGUAUUUACAGCAUAUGGAAAAAAAAUCUUGUCCACUGAACUGUUAUUGGAAAAACAAAGAAGCCUCGUGUAAUGGCGUUAACAGGACCGUUCUACUAGAUUGGUUAAUUCAAGUACAGUGUCACUUAGAACUACUGGACGAGACGCUGUUUUUGACGAUGAAUUUGAUAGACAAGUUUUUGACAGUUUCAUCAAUACCUCUGGAUAAGCUUCAACUACUCGGCAUCACGUGUCUACUUAUUGCAUCAAAAAUAGAAGAACGGUAUCCUACUGAGGUGAACAAUCUGUGUUUUCUGACCGCACAUUCGUAUUCAAGGAGGGAUGUUCUUCGCAUGGAAGCUAUAGUUUUACGAAAAGUGGAAUUUGAACUUAAUUUUGUAUCCCCUGUUCAUUUCUACGAUUUAUUGACAGCGAUCACAUCAGAAACAGAUGACCAGGUUCAACCAUUAGGACGAUACUUGAUGGAUCUGAGUAUCUGCAACAAUGACAUUUUGAACUAUCCACCAUCACUACGUGCUGCAUCGGCGCUAUACUUCUCGAGGCAAAUUAUCUACGAGAAUGGCGAGCAGCCGUGUUGGACAGACUCUCUGACCGCUUUCAUUGGAUUGAAUGAAGUAGAUAUGAUUCAAUGUGUCGAUAUAUAUGCACAGUUGUUAUUAAAGGCACCAAAGGCCAAACAACAGGCUGCUCGCACCAAAUACAGCAGUAAAUCCCGCUUCAAUAGUCUUAGUCUUCAUCCAAUUCUCACCGAAUCAAGAAUAUUGGCAGCGUUCAAAACGAAUCUUUCCCAUUCAUAAGUAAUAUUUACAAUAUUGUAUUCGUUUUUUUUUAUUUUUCGUUUUAGUAUAUUUAUUUUCAAUGAGGUCGAGUCGAAAUUAAAAUCUGUCUGUUCGCAAUUAAAUAUUUGGACGAACCUGUAAAGAUCGACAAAGACUUCCAGUGACAUUUUUGAUGUUUGUAUCAUAUGUAUAUUUUGUAAAAAUACAAGCACUAGCUAACAAAUUAAUAUAAAAUUUACUAAAAUUAGAAUGAUUAAUUCGCUCAAUUGUAAAUAUUAACGAUAGCAUGAUUCUGUAAAUAUGUUCUACCGAUGUAAGUUUUUAACACUGAUUGCUGGCACUUGUUUAUAUUUGUAUAGCACCAAACUGUAAAAACAAACCAGAGCUAUAUCUUUAUUUUAUCGAAUACAAUAUCUGAAUAAAGUUAAAUAA
Molecule: messenger RNA, 1693 nt
Organism: Saccoglossus kowalevskii
Lineage: Eukaryota; Metazoa; Hemichordata; Enteropneusta; Harrimaniidae
Biological process (GO): mitotic cell cycle phase transition
Molecular function (GO): cyclin-dependent protein serine/threonine kinase regulator activity
Source: RefSeq, a predicted model, not a curated record